Messenger RNA from Cetraspora pellucida, 1080 nucleotides. NCBI's taxonomy places the organism in Eukaryota, Fungi, Glomeromycota, Glomeromycetes, Diversisporales, Gigasporaceae. The record is from the annotation of a GenBank genome assembly.
AUGUGUAUAGCAACUCUCUCAAUACUGUACUCCUUUUCCAUAUUUAAAAAUUCCAAAAAUUCCUUAAAAACAAAUACAACAAAUACAACAAGUACUUACACCCAAGAAUUAAAUUUUACGAUAGCAUCACCGUAUCCAAAAGUGUUUGAAGAAGCAUAUGUUGAUUCGACAUUAGAUUUUAUUGUACUUGGUGAUUGGGGAUUUAAUGCAAAUGGUACCGGGCGAAAACAUGGUGAUCAAGUCCAUGUUGCCUUCGCUAUGGAUAAUUGGGCAAAAAAAUAUAAUACUAGCUUUAUCGUUAAUGUUGGUGAUCAUCAAGGAGUGAAAAGUAUUGACGAUCCAAAAUGGAAAAAAAAUUGGUUAGAUGUAUACAAGGGAAGAUUAUCAGAAAUACCUUGGUACAGCGUCGCUGGAAAUCAUGAUUGGUAUAACAAUAUAACAGCUCAAGUUGACUAUUAUUGGUCAAGAAAUAAUCGAUUUUUUCUUCCUUCUCUAUUCUACGUUCGCACUUCGGUGUUUGGACCAGAAAAAACUAAAGUGGCAUGGAUCCAUAUUGAUACUAGUAUAUUUUAUUAUGAAUACGAGACUUUAACCAAAAAGAAUUUAUUAAAAAGUAAUCUUCAUAAUUUUGGUGUACAUACUUCAGAAGCUGUUGAGGAUAGAUUAAAUUGGAUUGAAGAAAAUUUAGCAUUUCAAGGAGAUGCUAAAUGGAUUUUCGUUGUUGGUCAUCACCCACUUAUUGGUGAUUGUGCAAAAAACAGAUAUAUGCCCCGUUUAUUGUCACUUUUUGAACAUUACCGAAUAAAUGCAUAUUUUGGUGGCCACACUCAUGUUCUAGAAUAUCAGCAUCCGAAACCAUCAUCACCUGUUGCAAUAUUUACUUCUGGAGCGGGAAGUCGAUCAAGUGGUGGUUGUAGUGGCAAAGAUUGGGGAAUGCCUGAAGGAACUCUAGGGUUUUUACAUGUUAAAAUUACGAGUAAUAGUGAUGAAAUGUCGUUUGAAUUUGUGGACGCAACUACUUACAAAGCUAAAGUUGUUUAUCAAGGGAAAAUCAAUUGCACUCCAAUUUAUUACUUUUAA